GGAGAUCGAGGUUGGACCCCUUCUUGCGCGGUGCAAACCCAAGACAGACGAUCACUCUACAUGCAGUGCAGUGGUCGACGAAACUCAUGUCGCGGAGGACGUGAGUUAGGGUCUGGUGUUUUUGAAGAGAGAAUAACCUCUCUGUUUGUGACCCUUUCGUUGAAAUACUACUUACUGUAAGUACCAUGGAGGACGAUAGUUCAGCUCGUGUGAAGGAGCUCGAGCAGCUGCUCCGGGAUGAAAAAGUUAUUACUUCCCACUUGUCAGAGCGAGUGGAAAGACUGGAGGCGGAACUGGAUGCAAUGGUUGCCUCCACUGUGGUCUCUGCUCCGUCAGGGAACAGGAGCUUUCUCUCGAAGAUCAAAUCUUCGAAAUCUGUGGAGAAGAAACCUAUGCCACACAAGAAGAUCGGAGUCAUCGCUCGCCGUCCGUCUGAAAACACUGCGGCUGGUUUUAAAGUCAAUCUGGUUGCCAAGGAAGAAAGUGAAAAGAAACUCAUUCGUGAAGCCCUGAAAGUCAAUCGCCUCCUAUGUUCUCUUGAGCCUUCUCAAAUCCAAGAUAUCGUGGAUAGUAUGUCCUUGAAGACACUUUCCGCCGGUGAUAACGUCAUUGAGGAGGGCACUGAGGGCGAAGAGUUCUAUAUCAGUGCCUCAGGCAAGUACGAAGUGUUUCUGAAUGGAUCUUCCAUCAAGACCUUUGGCACCGGGGUAGUGUUUGGUGAGCUCGCUAUUCUGUAUGGUUGUCAGCGCACAGCCACCGUCAAGGCUCUAGCUAACACUACUGGGAGCUCAGAGCCGCAUUCAGUGUGGUGCUUGGAUCGUGCCGCGUUCCAGAUGAUCACAAUGCGUGUGGGUGUGCUACGUCACCGCCAGUACUUGAGAUUUGUCAAGCCCGUUUUCAGCCACAUGAAGGAAGAGCAACUGGUUUGCUUAGUGGAUGCACUGGUCGAGGAGCGCUAUGCUGCUGGAGAGUUUAUCAUCAACCAGGGUGCGUUGGGUGAGACUUUCUACAUCGUGCAAGAAGGAACGCUCAAUGUAACACAACGUGAAAACAAGAACAAGGAGAAGGUGCUGCGAUCACUGAAGGUAGGUGAUACGUUCGGCGAGAAAGCCUUGGAAACUGAUGAUGUGCGCACAGCUAGUGUUGUUGCUGUCAGUGACUCUACAGUCCUAGCUCUUGACCGGGCAACAUAUUUCAGACUCUUUGGACGUGACGGUAAGCAAGAGUCCACAGCUGCAACAAGUAUUUAUGAAGCUGACCAGCCUUCGCCUGUAUCGUCAUCGCAAUCAACCGAUGCAGAGCUCAGCAAUUCAAGUAUCACAGACUUCAGUGUACUGGGAAGACUGGGAGCAGGUGGCUUUGGACGUGUGGAUCUCGUCAAACUCCAGAACACGGAUCGUACCUUUGCUCUGAAAUGCCUGGCAAAGAAGGAGAUUGUAGCCCGCAAGCAGCAGGCACAUGUGUUCUCUGAGCGUGACUUGCAGGCAUCAAUUACGCAUCCGCUGAUCGUUCGUCUCUACCGCACAUUCCGCGAUGCACGCUAUCUCUACAUGCUCUUGGAACCUUGUCUUGGUGGAGAGAUGUGGUGUGUUCUUCGCCAAUGCGGACGUCUCACCGAAUGCGAAGCACGGUUUGUUGUCGCUUGUGUUGUGGAGGCCAUCGCUUACCUCCAUCGGCGCCACAUUGUUUUUAGAGACCUCAAGCCAGGUAAUUUGAUGUUGGAUGGCACUGGCUAUUGUAAGCUUGUGGACUUUGGUUUCGCCAAGUACCUACCACCGUCUGUCCACAAGACGUGGACAUUCUGUGGCACACCGGAGUACAUGACGCCUGAGGUGAUUCUGAACCGCGGCCACAACUUCAGCGUUGACUACUGGGCCAUUGGUAUUCUCAUCUUUGAGCUGCUAAGUGGAUGGCCACCGUUCUCCUCCUCUGACCCUCUAUUCACCUACAACCAAGUGCUAAGUGGAUUUGAGCAGGGCAAGCGAUUCCCUGCUGUUGACUUCCCUGCCAAGGCCAAGGAUCUGGUACUAGCCCUCUGCCAACAUCGACCAACUGAGCGGCUUGGUGUUGGCACUGAAGGAGUGGAUGCAAUACGCCGCCACAAGUGGUUUGGUGCAUUCAGUUGGAUUGGUCUGCGAGAGCACACACUAGACCCACCUAUCAUGCCAGAGCUGAAGGGCAAUGAUGAUCUGACGAACUUCGACCAGAAUGCCGCAUCCAGGAAUCAGAAGAAGACGCCUCCAGAGGACUUUUCUGGUUGGGACGAAGGGUUCUAAUUUGAGCUGUGUCCGCAACACGACCUAGUGACACUGCUGGGUUGCUAUGAAUAGCCAUGGCAUACCAUUGUCCUGUUCUAUCUGUUCGGUCGCUAGGUCCUAUUAGUUCUGUUCAUAUGCUGCAAUCCAAGCCCCUCUUGGUCCUCUUUUGUAAUUAGUCAGAGUCUCUCAUCAUGUAGCUGGCUGCAAAUUGUCCGUAACUUCUGCACCCCUGGCCGGUAUUGGCAUGAUUGUUAGCUCAAGAAGCGCCCACUCCUCACACUCUUGAUGGUCUGGUACUGCACUUGUGUACCGCACACCCGAUUUCAUACACACUCAUUACAAUACCUGAUUCCCACAUAUGGCAUAUGGCAUGACCUUGUACAUGUAGAUCCAAAAGAUGAAUAAUAAUUAUUAUUACUAAUAGUCUUUAUCAUGAAUGAAAGCAGGCACAGAAUCAUUACACACUUGACUCGCUUGUUUCUUCCAGAUGACUUUGCUUGUAUUUCCUUGCUGCAUCUAAUCAUUAUCCUUUUAUCGUGAUUUUGGUCUUGGGUGCACGUUCAAUUACGGACAUCAUCCUCCUCAUUAUGCAUGUGUAACUUAUCCCUGUUGUCAAACUAUCGAUGGUGCCAAGACUCAAGAGUACAGUACUGCACAGAAAGAACUUUCCAGUGAACAUCUUU
Molecule: messenger RNA, 2941 nt
Organism: Sycon ciliatum
Lineage: Eukaryota; Metazoa; Porifera; Calcarea; Leucosolenida; Sycettidae
Product: cGMP-dependent protein kinase 1-like
Exons: 3
Coding region: 186-2276 (696 amino acids)
Biological process (GO): protein phosphorylation
Molecular function (GO): ATP binding; cGMP-dependent protein kinase activity
Source: RefSeq, a predicted model, not a curated record